AUGCAGAUGUCUGGUUUUCCUUUCACACAGAAUAUGCUGCCAUUUGGGUUUCCUUUUGGUCCAGGCAUGAAUCCAUUUGUGUUUCAUGAGCAUCAAGCUAGUGCUCUGGAGCCUAAUAAUCGAAGGGGCCCAAUCAUUCAGCAAUUGGACUCUGAUGAUAAAUAUGAGGAUGAGACCAAAGAGAAGAAAGAAAAUCCAAAAAAGAAUAGAAGGCCAAGAAGCACUGAACCCACUAUGGAACAUCCAUAUGAUAAACUUGAAGGGAAAAAGAUCAGACAUUUGCAGGGUAGAAAUGUGUUCAACAAUUUCAAUGCAACUGAGCUCCAGCCUCAAACACACAGCUUCUCCUUUCAGAGCUCGACAGUCAGCUAUGGUAGUCCAAGUGGAACAUAUUACACUUCAUCAAAGACUAGGAGGACAGGAAGUGACAGAGUGACACUUGAGGAAAGCAAAAAGGCUGAUAGCUCCACAAGACAAGCUUCUCACAGGAUUUCUAUAGGCCUGCAUGACAAGAUAUCUUUUUUGGUGGCAAUAUUAUAUUUGUUGGUUUGGUUUUGA
Molecule: messenger RNA, 558 nt
Organism: Lathyrus sativus (Indian pea)
Lineage: Eukaryota; Viridiplantae; Streptophyta; Magnoliopsida; Fabales; Fabaceae
Source: the annotation of a GenBank genome assembly